AUGGAGAGAAAGGGGAGCCAGGGGGACCAGGCGAGCCAGGAGAACAGGGGGUUGACGGUCUGCCAGGCAUCAGAGGGCCCCCAGCACUUCUUGGGGCCACAGGGUGAGGUGGGAGCCCAGGGGCCAGAAGGUCCCCUAGGGGCAUUGGGUGUCAGGGGAAACCCAGGACCUGAGGGAAAACAGGGACUGAAAGGAGAGAAGGGAGAUGACGGCAGAGAUGGAUCACCUGGAAAGACAGGUCACAUCGGAAGGAGUGGAGAAAAGGGGAACAUAGGGCCGCUCGGUCUGCCAGGGCGUGAUGGCCUAAAGGGUUUGUUUGGCGAGAAGGGUUUGAAAGGCUUUGAGGGAUUUCCUGGGCAACCUGGGACAAGGGGCCUGCCGGGGGCACCUGGACUCCCUGGACUUCCAGGACCCUCAGUAAACAUGACCCUUACUCAACUCAAGGACCUUCAGUACCUGUCAGAUAAGCCCAACUACCCCCUGAUCCAGACCCUGCUGGACUCUCUGCACCAGGACCUGAGGCUGCUGGUAGACUCCCCUGAUGGCAGCAAGGAGCACCCUUCCACCACCUGCAUGGAGCUGUGGCUCUGCCACCCCGACUACGCCAGCGCCGAUGUGAGCAAGACCUUUAAACAGGUCAACAUUCACAAGACAGAUUACGGCCAGACGGAUUACGAGGCUGUGUACUCAGAGCAUGCGCAGACGAACUGUUCCUCCAAGUUCUACAGCUGCACCAUCAAGAGCAUCCUGGCGGGUUGCAUCACCUGGUAUAGCAACUGCUCUGCAUCCGACCAUAAGAAUGUGUCCCUAGAGAAGUACCCGCUAGAGAAUGUGUCCCGAGAGAUUGUGUCCCUAGCGAAUGUGUCCCUAAAGAAUGUGUCCCUAGAGAAGUACCCGCAAGAGAAUGUGUCCCUAGAGAAUAUGUCCCUAGAGAAGUGCACGCUAGAGAAUUUCUAUUACCCAGGGGCCAAUGUGGUUCAGAUGCGUUUCCUGAGGUUGCAGAGUUGGAAAGCCGUGCAAAGGAUCAUCUACUCAUGCCACCCGGGACACAGGCUGGGUCACACAGACAGAGAGGUCAAGUUCCUGGCAGACACAAGGAGGCAGAGUUUCUUGGGAGCACUUAAGGACUGCAUGCCUGGAGAAGAGGUGGAUUCUCUGGAGCCGCGGGAGUCUGUGUUUGAAUUUGAGGACCUCAACCUGCUUCCUGUGAGAGAUGUGGCUGUCUUCGGGGGUGGAAACUUCACACAUGAAUUUGGCUUCACCAUCGGGCCCAUCUGUUUCAGCUAG
Molecule: messenger RNA, 1287 nt
Organism: Oncorhynchus masou masou (cherry salmon)
Lineage: Eukaryota; Metazoa; Chordata; Actinopteri; Salmoniformes; Salmonidae
Product: collagen alpha-1(I) chain-like
Exons: 15
Coding region: 1-1287 (428 amino acids)
Cellular component (GO): extracellular matrix
Molecular function (GO): extracellular matrix structural constituent
Source: RefSeq, a predicted model, not a curated record